This is a messenger RNA of Saccostrea cuccullata (small rock oyster), 711 nucleotides long. Its product is annotated as protein FAM133-like. The transcript has a single exon. Bases 1 to 711 code for a protein of 236 amino acids. Lineage: Eukaryota; Metazoa; Mollusca; Bivalvia; Ostreida; Ostreidae. The record is from RefSeq and is a predicted model, not a curated record.
AUGCCACCAGAUAAUAUUUACACAAGAAAACACUCUGACAAUAAACAAUCAGACACAAAACAAAACAGAAAAAGCAAAAAUCAAGAAACCAAAGACACACAUAUUCAUUCAAGAUCAUGCAUGUUUGACAGCACACAUGAUGACAACACAAGAGGUAGGAAGCAUCUCAGAAAACCAAGAUAUCAGUCCUCUUCUUCCUCCUCAUCUUCACGAUCCUCCUCUUCUUCUUCCUCCAGUAGUGACUCUGACUAUGACAGACGCCAUCACAGACACAGACAAAAAAGCCGCAGUCCAACAUCAAAAUUACACACAUUUAGUGGUGACGGAAAGAUCAGCUGGGACACAUUCAUCACACAAUUUGAAAAGGUAGCCGACAGACAUGAUUGGGGAAAAAAGAAACGUACUGACAAAUUGUUUACUAGUUUAGAGGGGGAAGCCUUAGAAUAUGUAUGUAAACUGGAUCUAGACAGCUACAAAAAGAUUAAAAAGGAAAUGAGUAGGAGGUUCAAUACUAAAGAAAACCCAAUCUCAGCUAGACGCAAGCUGCAGUACAUGAAACAACAUGAGGAGGAAUCACUUCAACAAUUUGCACAAAGAGUUCAUUUCAUUACCAUCGAUGGCUACAAAGAACGGGCAAAAGAGCAGUCAAUCAAAUAUCAACAGAAAACUUCCUUAGAGGAUGCAGGGAUAAAGAAGCUGCCAGGACAGUGA